ACAGUUUUAAUACUUAACAUUAAAACCAACAUAGUCUAAUUUUAAAGACGACUGUAAUUGGACCAAAAAGCUGUUUCUAUAAUACUUUCAGGUUAUAUAAAAAAAUGCGAGUUGUGCUACCUGUGCUAUUUACAUUAACGUAUAUACGCUGCGCCUGCGGUAAUGAUGUUACCAUAUCAGCACCAGCGGGAGAAAUCAGAGGAUCAUCUGUGCUUAUAUCGUUUGCUGGCAAGCCGUACAGAGCCAUGAGCUUCUAUGGGGUUCCUUAUGCCCAACCAUCAGAUAACUUUAGUAGAUUCUCAAAGCCAGUUAGAACUCCUCGGUUCAGUGAAACUUUUGACGCAACAAAACCAAGGUCAGCAUGUCCACAGAACGUGAAAUGGGCACCAGGUCUUGAGUCAUUACCAGUCAGUGAGGAUUGUUUGAGUUUAGAUAUUUUUGUACCACACUAUAACCAUGUGACAAAACCGAAAGCUGUAAUGAUAUUUGUUCACGGUGGAUGGUUUCAGUACGGAUAUAAAGACGUUUAUAAAUCUGAAGUCUUUGCCGCAGUUAACGACGUCAUUUAUGUAACUAUUAACUACAGGCUUUCAGCGUAUGGCUUUCUAGCGAGUAAAAAGUUCGGACUGAAAGGGAACUAUGGGUUAUGGGACCAACAUAUGGCAAUUCAAUGGGUGCACGAUAAUAUAGCAGCUUUUGGUGGUGACCCCGGAAGGGUAACAUUAUUCGGAGAGUCCGCUGGUGCAGUUUCUGUGAUGUAUCAAGCUCUGUAUGAAGGGAAUAAAGGUAUGGUACAUCGUGUGAUAGCACAAAGUGGCUCUGUUGGGUCUUACUGGACUUACAGUGAAAAUCCAGAUGUCGCUUUUGAGGAUCUUAUUACUAGAAGUGAUUGCAAAAUGAACACAUUAAUGGAAAUACUGAAAUGCCUUCGAGCUAUGAAUAUUUCAGAUCUACAAGACAUGUUUUCAUAUGAGACCCUAUUUUUACCUGUUACCGAUGGUGACUUUGUAAAAUACAACCCAUUCAGUUUAUUCAAAAACCUCACCAAAGAAUCUGCAGAGGCUUUGCAUGCUUUUGCUGAUAUUGACGUUAUCAUGGGUAUGAACAGUGACGAGGGACUUCUUGACUUGGAGGUUCUAUCAAAACUAUUAGGAAACAGUAUUGAAGAGCUUUCAGAUGGUAUGACAUCAGAAGAGUUCCGAAGUUACACAAAAAGACAGCUAAACUAUGUUAACUUCACUUAUGAUGUAAAUAUCAUUAAUUCCCUUAUACAUCAAUACACUGACUGGACUAAUCCAAAUGAUUCUAUUUCUCGGCGGUCCUCAUUCUUGGACCUUCUAAAAGAUAUAAGUUACACCCCGUCGGUAGUUCAAGCCGCAAAUGCUCACACUACGUUUUGGGGCAAAGGUAGCAUGUACAUGUACCAGUUUGAACACAGGCCUAGCUUCUCCAUAUCUCCGUUAUGGAUCAAAGGGGCAAACCAUGCGGAAGAGAUACCGUUCGUUCUUGCGUUCCCUACUGAUGUCAUAAUUACACUGGGUAUAAAAUCAGCAGAAGAGCUACGUGUGUCUGAUGAUGAAAUAUUACUAUCAAGAAACAUGAUGAAAUUUUGGACACAGUUUGCCAAGACAGGCAAUCCGAAUGACGUUAGAGAUAUACAUCCUGGUAUGUGGCCUGAAUAUACUUAUGAUACACAGUCGUACAUUGUGCUCAACACGGACGGGAAACCAUACACUACAGGGUCUCACUUCCGGCUUGAAUUUGUGAACUAUUGGACAAACGUAUUUCCAGGACUUCAAGAAGUACUGACUAAAGCAAAAAUUGUAUGCAACAAGAAUUCAGCAGCUUUGUUUGGUUCUUCUUGGACACUUUGUUUUUCUUUUUAUGUUCUUCUUUUGAUCAAUUCUUAGAAAAGAUGAUUGUAAUUUACAGCCUUUUUAGAACUGUUAUGGCAUUAAUUAACUGUGCAACGCACUUCAUCCCUUGACUAUAUCCAAGACAGAUAUAUAUAAAGAUCUAUUUUAUAUGUAAAUAUGAUAUUUCUUUCGAAGCAGCUUAUUAGGUGUAUAGCAGCUUUUAGAAUACAUAAUGUGCAAUAAUACUACAAUUUGAUCACUUGGACCUUUAUGCUACAUGUUUUUAGGAGGAUACGGAAAUACCUGAUGUAAGACGAUUGACAAAAUGUACAACUAUAACCUUUCGCAACAUUUUAAGUAGCUAAAAUUUAAAUAAGUUACUGUGAGAAAGCUAAAGUAAGGAAAUAAUGACAUAGGAUCACAGCACGCAAUCAAAUGCAUUUAUUGUAUAUAGUUAUAAAAAUUGGAUAUUAUAUUGUUUCUGGUGAAGUUUCGAAAUAUAAUUGUAAAAUAAAACUGAUAAUUUUGCAGUAAAAAAAGCAAAAAAAAAUCUAAAUAUUUUCAUGGGUAAAAUUUGGCUACACAUGAAAUAACCAGAAAAUAUAUUGGAAAUAUAGAAAACAGUAAAGAGUCUUGUAUGCGAAUCGUGAUUUUGUUUUUGAUUGUUGCUUUUUUCCUUAAACUUUUAACUGUUUAAUGUUGCAGCUCAUACUACGAGGGCUGUUCAAAAAUAACGUAGACUUUUGCUGUCAAAUGUUGCAUAUUGUGUAAAUAAUAACGUGACAUAUAUCGUUGUAAUUCGGAAUCUUUCUGUAAUUUGGUCAUACAUUUUUUUGUAACAUUUUUGCUGAUAGGCAAAGCUCGUCGAACGUUUUUAUUACCAUAGCUACGCAUAACCGGCGCAGUCGCUUUUUGAUCUGUCGUGAUUUGAAUUCGAUCGCUAAUGUUCGCACUAAUAAUACACUUGUUUUCCCCAAAAUACCCGCAAAGUGCAGCAACACGUCAGGGCAACAUGCACCUAGAGUAUGGUGUCAUUCCGAUGUGAGAGGCGGAGGAAAACGAUGUUUAAACAAAGUGAGUGUUAAUGUUUAUAAUGCAUGUAAUGUCGUCAUCGACUCGCACGGAUACUAUGACAAUUGCUUAGUUAGAAAUUUUGGCGAACAGCAACUGAAAUUCAUAAACUAAUGAAGCAGACGCCACAACAACGAAAAAACUGCGAAUGGAUGUUAACGCCAAUGUAUGACGUCGUACAUAAAGGCCAAGUUCUCACGUUGAGUACCCUGUCCGAGAUGCGUGUCAUGAGUGUUCAUACAUUUUAGUAUCCUAACCAAACAAAUUCUUAUGACAUAUAUUGCUCAUGAAAAUUUAUAAAACAAAUUUACAAAUAUGAAUUAAUGAAAACUUAAUGAAAGCAUCACCAUGAAAGCAAGACGUCGUUAACGUCGUUGAAAUAUGAUCGCCGUGCGCCGGAUCCGUGUAAGUGAUUGUUUUCGAGGAGGCGUAACUCCUGAUUGCAUGGUCAUAAUCACGUCAAAUUUGCAGUGCAGUUAGUAGAAAGAUUGCAAGUCAUGAUGUUAUAUUUCUUGUUUUGCUUCAUUAAAGUAUAUAAAAGAUUGAGAAAAAGUCUACGUUAUUUUUGAAGAGCCCUCGUAUCAAUCUAAGAUGUACGUUGAGAAAAUGGUUGAAUAAUCUUCUUGUAGAAAAAGUCAGUGAAUAGAAUAAACGAACAUACACUUUACCACAGCAUAUUCCUAAAGACGUUUUAGACUAUUCUCGCUAAACUUGAGCUGAUUGUAGGUCAACACCUUUUAGACUACGUGCAAGGAGAAACAUUAAUCGAGUGAUAUUUACAGAUUUAAAUUGCUGAGAACUGUUUUACGAUUUACUUUUUGGGGCUGAAAAGUAAACAUAAGGUAGCGCUCAUUUCAUAAAUGUGUGUCUCGGGAAUUUGCGUUUCAAAGAUGAAAGAUAUGGCUAUUCGUCGCCCAGUUUGCUUUAAAUCUGCAUCCGAUACUGCACUUUCAAUAUUUUUUCAAUAUUUAUGAAAUUUUGUAAAACAAAAUUAAUUUUGCAUCAGUUCGUCUGUUCACCAAAGAUCUAAAACCGAGAGAAUUUUGCAUAUCUGAGACAUUGUCGUGUAUGUGGAAUAGUUGUUGUAUAUCCAUCUGAUUGCUCUUCUUUUUACCAUUUCUAUCUUAUUUAUAUCAAGUUUAGUGUAGGGUGACCAGACUGAGGCCGAGUAUUCUACCUGAGGCCUGACAAGAGUUUUAUAUGCUGUUUCUUUAACCUUGUUUUUGGUUUGGGUGUAACGUUUAUGAAACCAAGUGAUAUGUUUGCUGUUGUGCAGAUUUUGUUAAUAUGAGUGUUAAAAGAGAGUUCGUUUGUUAGAUCUACACCAAGGUAUUUUGCAUUUCCCAAACAAAAAAGGCCCAAUAAACACUGUCAAUAAACACCACUAAAACCAUGAUCCGCAAGCGAGUUGUUAAUUCAAUACACACCAUCAAAACCGUGUUCCAAUUUCACAUGCAAAUGAGCUAAUGGAUCGCUAAUUAACAUAAAUGUGUCAUUUAAUUAACAACACGCUAAUGGAGCGCACAAUAGAUCGCUGAAUGGAACGCAUAAUAGAUCAUAUAAUGGAACGCACAAUAGAUCGUAUAAUGGAUCGCUUAAUGGAACGCAUAUAUAAUAGAUUGCUUAAUAGAUCGCUCAAUGGAAUACGUUUUAUCAAACUGAUACAUUCCUAAUUACAGGCUGUAUUUAAUUGAAACCUGAUGCGUUCAGUUUUGGCAAAUCGUUUAUGCAUGUGACUGGGUGUAGCCUGGAUUUGCAGAGAUAUGCAAUAACUGUUGAAAAUUAAGGCCUUUCUGUUAAAAUUAUUCAAAUAUUAUUUUGUUACAAUAAUGUAUAUAAAGUUGUAUAUAUGAUACAAACUUAGCAAUCAUUCAACAUUUUGAUGAUCAUUUGGAUGCAGUUUUAUACAAAACAUUUGAUGAAUCAUGCAGCUAACAGAAAUUCCAUCUUUGUGAAAUAUGGAUACACAAAGAGAAACAUACAUUUAUUAACCUGUUUCCAUAUAAGAAAGUAUACAGGUCAUUUGAAUCAGCAUUUCAAAAACUAUUGUGAUAUGCAUUUAAUAAAUCUUUGAAUUCUAACAUACACUUGUUUUAUUGAAAUCUAUAAAGAAUCACAAUGUAAACAUACAUUUAUUUAUACUGAAUUGUAAGUACAUGUAUUAAGAAAAUACCUUUAGUUGUAAAUCAUAGAAAUUAAACGAAAUAACAACCACCAUUUUCUCUUCAAUAAAUCCAUCCAAAGAACUAAAAAUUUAUUUUAUAGCUCUUUGAUCCAUCUACACUUAUGACCUACAAAAUGCUUUAAUUUCUGUCCCUCUAUAUUAUACCUUAGAUGAGAUUACAUAACAUAACCGUAGCAACUAGAAGAUCUGCUGUUAUGGUACAUUGGAUGGAUUAAAACCAUGUGUUUCCUGAUAAAAGAGGAGAAAGCCUUCUGAAUGGCUCUGUAAAGUUAAUAACUCGUUUCAAAAUCGCGAGCCAUUUAAUGGAACACGUUCUGUUAGCGAUCCAUUGCAACCAUUUCUUGAUAGUUU
Mercenaria mercenaria is the source of this 5463-nucleotide messenger RNA. RefSeq names its product acetylcholinesterase-like. The transcript is spliced from 2 exons. The record is from RefSeq and is a predicted model, not a curated record. Lineage: Eukaryota; Metazoa; Mollusca; Bivalvia; Venerida; Veneridae. The coding region runs from base 105 to 1910 and encodes 601 amino acids.